AUGCUGGUCUUCCAAAUGCAAGUCAUCCAGGGUCUGGUCUUGACUUUGACGGCUCUUUUAAGCAUUGCUGCCGUCCGAAGUCUUGUUUCCUGGCUUCACUUGCUGGCACGGCCGAGAGAUCAAUUUGCCAAUUUCUUCUAUGAAGACCGCGAUGGACAGGCAGAAGGGAAGGCUGUCCAGUCGGUCACUCGAUGGACUCAUCGUCUUGUCAUUGCGGUCUUGAUAUCCUUCUCUUGUGCAAUGGCUAUCUCGCGUGCGAUUCUCAUCGGUCUGCUCCUGAUUCAAAGCAUUGGAUUGCUGGUCGAGUCUAGCUGUAUAAAACGCUUCUCACUCGGUUUGCAAUUGGCCUGUUCAUGUGCCCUCGCCACGGUAUCACUUGCGAUAAAUUCAUUUGGCGUACCGACGAAUGUAGUCCAGUCAAGUCUGAUUGGUGCUGAGUGCGCAUGUCAGGCUGUAGCAAUUCUGCUCAGCUUGCUUCUCCCCCGUCGUCCAGAUGUCCGCCGUAAUGGUGUCGAAGUGGAUAGGGAACUUUCGACUUCAUUCCUCGGCCGUAUCACCUUUAGCUGGGCGGACCGCGUGCUCGACCUCACCAAAGGCCAGGAGAUCGAAGUAGAUGAGCUGCCCGAGCUGGACUACGAGACGCGCGCCCACAGACUGCAGGAAUCUUUCAAUCAGGCACGUCACGCCGUUGCAACAGACUCUGCUCCCCUCUGGAGGACUUUACUACUGUCCCAUCGCUCGAAUGUGAUCUCACAGUUGCUGCUGUGUAUCUUCCAGACCCUUAUAUCCUUCACGCCUCAUCUUUCGCUGUUGCAGAUCCUUCGUCGUCUAGAAAGGCGCUCGGAUGAAUUGACACCUUCGAUCCAAAUGUGGUUUUGGGUGGCUGCACUGAGUUUAUCGAUUGUCCUGUCCUCGAGCAUUGAAAGUUGGCUGUACUGGAUUGCUUGGAAUAAAGUCUCAGUGCGCGUCAACGAGCAGAUUUCCAUUGCUGUGUUCGACAAGGCAAUGCGAUUGAUGGGCUCAAACACUGUGGAGCCUAAUAAUCUUGGAGAGGAGAAUGAAGCAGGGAGUAACAGGACGCAAAACACGAUCAAUCUUGUCGCCGUUGAUGGCCAACGCAUCGCAGAGUUUGCGACAUUUUCAUUCCAUCUGCUCCUGUCGCCAUUGAAAAUGUCUAUUGCUUCAAUGAUGCUUUUAGGAUUGCUGGGCUGGCAAAGUCUUCUGGUUGGCCUUUCCAGUUUACUUAUUCUGCUGCCUAUGAUCACUCUCUGCGGACGAUGGUAUGCCGCAGCAGCCCACGAGCUCAUGAGCUCGCGAGAUCGGAAGAUGACCAUCUUGACAGAAAUCUUGCGUGUUAUCCGCCAACUCAAAUUCUCGGCCUGGGAGAGAAAGUGGAUGAAGAGAGUCCAAAGCGCACGAGAUGGGGAGCUGCGAGCCCAGCGACGAGUCUUCCUGGCCAACGCAAGCACCAUGUCGCUAUAUCUGCUCGGUCCAAUUCUACUGUCCAUUGGGUCCUUGGGGACGUACACCAUUGUGCAUCGACGUCUAACAGCAUCAGUAGCCUUUACAGCCAUCUCGAUCCUCACUUCCAUGGCCGGGUCCUUGGGUUUGUUGCCAGAAUUGCUGUCGGAUCUGCUCGAUGCUCUCGUCAGCAUGCGUCGCCUGGAUGAUUUUUUUGCCGCCUCUGAGAAAAUGCCCAUCCUGACCCCAUCGGACCGGAUUCGUUUUGAGAAUGCCUGUAUUAGCUGGCCGAAGGAACCUUCCCAGAAUCAUUCUCCUUGGACCUUGGAGGCCGGGGAUCUGCAAUUCCCGCCAGGCAAGAUAAGCCUGGUUAUGGGACGAACAGGAGCCGGGAAAAGUCUCCUUCUGGCCAGCAUCCUCGGCGAAUGUCGGCUUCAUUCAGGAAAAAUCAAGGCACCAGUAGCUCCAAGCUAUGAGGAGCUCUGGUCCCCGUCUGCCAUAGGUGCGCAGUGGCUCAUCCCUUCAGCCGUGGCGUAUGUGGCCCAACUACCCUGGAUUGAAGCGGCCACAAUCAAGGACAACAUUCUUUUUGGGCUUUCUUUUGACAGAAAUCGAUACGACCGUGUUAUCUUUGCCUGUGCUCUGACCAAAGAUUUGGAUUUAUUGCCAGACGGCGAAAAUACCGAAGUUGGCCCCAGUGGCGUGAACCUGAGCGGCGGCCAAAAGGCUCGAAUUGCCCUGGCACGCGCCUUGUACUCUCGUGCAGGCAUCCUCAUUCUCGAUGAUAUCUUCAGCGCCGUCGAUGUGCACACUGCGCGUCAUUUGUACGAUCAUGCCCUGACAGGACAGCUAGCCGAAGGACGCACAAGGAUUCUUGCCACUCAUCAGAUCGGUAUGUGUUUGUCACAGACAGAAUAUCUGGUGCAUCUACAGAAUGGGAAUGUUGCCUUUGCGGGGGAUCGCUUCGAGUUAGAGAAUACUGGGUUACUCGAUAGUUUUCUCUGCUCCCAACCGAACAUUGAAACUCUUGAGACUGCGACGUCUGCUUUACCAGAAGACAUGGUUCAGCCAAAUUUACUCCAAGCAUCCUGCCCCUCCAAGACGCAGGAUGGGAUCAAGGUGCACAAUACACGACGCUUUGUGCAGAAGGAAAUUGGUCGGACGAAGACCUCCGUUCCGCGGCUGUUUCUCCAGUAUGUCAAUGUCAGUGGCAGUCGACGUCGAUGGCUCCUCCUAGUUCUUGGAUAUUUAGCGUACACCUUGCUCUCUCUGAGUCGAAACUGGUGGCUGCGUGUUUGGAGCCAACAAGACACGACAACUUCCGGGGCAGGCAGCGGAGCUGAAGGUAGCCUUAGCUUCUAUUUGUCCUUGUAUAUUGCUAUUGCCGCGUGCGAGUGGAUCGUCGGCUCGCUGCGUACCUGCCUUGUAUUCAUGGCCACUCUGAAGGCCUCCGACACUCUCUUCCGGAAUUGCUUGAUGGCCGUCCUGCAGGCUCCUUUGCUGUGGCUCGAUACAGUGCCCUUGGGGCAGGUUCUCAAUCGGUUCACAGCCGAUUUCAACGUCCUUGACUCACGGUUGUGUUUUGAGUUGACUUACAUGCUACAGAUGGGCACCGAAUGUCUUACUAUCGUCUUAGCAGGUCUGCUGGGUAAUCCAUGGCUGAUUGUGCCGACCAUUCCACUAGCGAUGUCCUGUCUCUUCUACGCUCGACGAUAUCUCACUGCGGCCCGUGAAGUGAAACGCAUUGAGAAUAUUAGCCGCAGUCCAAUAUACGAGCAAUUCAACUCCUCCUUGAGCGGACUAUCGACCAUACGCGGCUUUGGUCGAUCUGAUUUCUACGUGGCCCAUAUGCAGUGGCUUAUCGACCGACAUGCUCGAGCAUUUUGGCAUCAGUGGCUCUUGACCCGAUGGCUGGGCAUCCGAAUGAACAUUCUUGGAGCGGUAUUUGCAGCGUGCGUCGCGGCCCUCGUGACAACCCAACCGACUAUUGAUGCAGCCACAGCCGGGUUUGCUAUCAGCUUUACAAUUCAACUGAGCACAGCCCUGACGCAUUGUAUUCGGCUCUAUACCAGUCUGGAACUAGCUAUGAAUGCCGUUGAUCGAGUAAUGGAGUACACCAAUAUCGAGCCGGAAUCUCAACAAGGGACAGAUCCUCCUGCUGCAUGGCCAACAUACGGCAGGUUAGAAGUCAACGACCUUACUGUCCGCUAUGCCCCAGACUUAGCCCCGGUACUCUCACACCUCAACUUUACCGUCCAAGGGGGCCAGCGGGUUGGUAUCAUCGGCCGAACCGGAGCUGGCAAAUCAUCCUUUGCCUUAGCCCUGUUUCGAUUUUUGGAAGCCUGUGAGGGCCGAAUCGUAAUUGACGGUAUUGACAUUUCUCAAGUGAGGCUUGAACAUCUACGCAGUCGACUGGCGAUGAUUCCGCAGAAUCCUGUGCUAUUGUCGGGAACCAUUCGUUCAAAUCUAGACCCGUUUCAAGAGCACGAUGAUGUCAAUCUCAUUGGUGUACUGGCACUGGUUCACGGCACCGCAAUGGAUGCAGGGCCACUAGCACCCGAAUUGGACGCUCCCGUCUCCGAAGGGGGUCUGAAUCUUUCGCAAGGACAGCGGCAACUGAUCUGUCUCGCACGAGCCAUGGUGUCAAAUCCACGAGUUCUCAUUCUGGAUGAAGCCACCUCGGCGGUUGAUCAAGCCACUGAUGUUCAAAUUCAGCAGGCGUUGCGAGCAAGAUUUGGACCUGACACUACCUUGCUCGUGAUUGCACACCGUCUGAGCACGAUUGUGGACUUUGACCGAAUUCUGGUGCUCGAUCAGGGUACCGCGGUAGAAUUUGGGCGUCCAAGCGAGCUACUGAGCAUUCCGGAAGGAAUAUUCAGAGGAAUGGUUGAGCAAGAUGCAGAGAGGGAGCAAUUGAUGGAGAUCAUUCGAACUCCAAGUGACCCUUCAGCUCAAGAUUCGGAACGCUCUUUGUUGUCUGGAUGA
Molecule: messenger RNA, 4446 nt
Organism: Aspergillus clavatus NRRL 1
Lineage: Eukaryota; Fungi; Ascomycota; Eurotiomycetes; Eurotiales; Aspergillaceae
Product: putative ABC bile acid transporter
Exons: 3
Coding region: 1-4446 (1481 amino acids)
Biological process (GO): transmembrane transport
Cellular component (GO): membrane
Molecular function (GO): ABC-type transporter activity; ATP binding; ATP hydrolysis activity
Source: RefSeq, a predicted model, not a curated record